CCCAGGGUUGAUAUUAUUGUAUUAGUAGUUUUCCCUUGUCAUUUUAGUCUAAAAAUUUUGUUUCAAACGAUGGACGCGAAAGAACAAAAGAAUGUAUCUAAAGAAAAACAAGUAAAUAGUAGUCCUACUAUUAAGUAUUUUCCCAUUCUUUUAUGUGAUGUUAAAAGGUUGAAUUUAUCAGAGAACGCACAAUGCGUAUAUACCGCAUUCGAUGGAACAGUAAAAUUUAAAUUUUGUAUUGUUUACGCUAGAAUUUUACGAUCCUAUACACCAAAUAAGUUAUGCGACAACUACCUGAUCGAUGAUGGCACGGCGGUGAUUAGAUUAGGUAUUGUUCGACGCAAAGAGGCUGUGGAAGCAACGUCCAACAUGAAGAAUGAAUUACAAGCGUUGAAAGAAUCCACAACAUCGGAGAUUACUCCAAAUAUAGCUGAGUCACUUGAAAGAAUACUUGACAAAACAAUACAAUUACUUGAUACAUCACAAUAUCAAUUGGGCACAAAGCUUAUUAUAUGUGGGACACCGCAAAUGUACCGUGGAAAUAUCGAACUAAAAGCACAUACGGUUCAUGAGGAUGUGGGUUUAUCUCGAAAUUUAGAAAUCGCCUUUAAAGAUCAUCUAAUUGAAUGGUAUAACAAGACAAAAUUGAAACAAAAACCAACAACUUAAAAUAAAUAAAUCAUAUUUAUUGUUU
This is a messenger RNA of Teleopsis dalmanni, 694 nucleotides long. RefSeq lists its product as uncharacterized. NCBI's taxonomy places the organism in Eukaryota, Metazoa, Arthropoda, Insecta, Diptera, Diopsidae. The record is from RefSeq and is a predicted model, not a curated record. The transcript has a single exon. Bases 70 to 669 code for a protein of 199 amino acids.